Emys orbicularis (European pond turtle) is the source of this 768-nucleotide messenger RNA. RefSeq names its product coiled-coil domain containing 103 (gene DNAAF19). Gene Ontology annotation, cellular component: outer dynein arm. Bases 1 to 768 code for a protein of 255 amino acids. Gene Ontology annotation, biological process: determination of left/right symmetry; epithelial cilium movement involved in extracellular fluid movement; inner dynein arm assembly. The record is from RefSeq and is a predicted model, not a curated record. NCBI's taxonomy places the organism in Eukaryota, Metazoa, Chordata, Testudines, Emydidae. The transcript is spliced from 3 exons.
AUGGAGGAAACUGGAGCAAUAGAUUUUUGUGCUUUAGAGAGAGAACUGCAGGCUGCUGUUGCUGCUGAUGAAAAGUAUCAAAGAGAAAACGAUGCCAAGUUCCGAGCCAUUCAUCAGAAGGUGGCAUCCUAUGAAGAAUUCAGGGAUAUUGUGCUGGCAUCACACCUGAAACCUCUAGAGAAAAAGGACAAAAUGGGAAAAAAGAAAAACCUGUGGAAUUCCUAUGCUACCCAAGCUAAUGGCAAGCAGGACAGAGAGAUGGAGCUAGCCCAGGGAUGGGAUGGACUCCCUGAAACGUCUGCAGACUUUUACAGAUAUUGGCGCAGAUGCUUGAAAAGUGGACAGGAAAAAUACCAGUUCCUGUUUCAGCUCGGCGGCAAGGGCCUGGGCAGAAUCUUUCAAGCUGAUGUUGGCUUUGGCCUCCUGGGUGAAUUUCUUGUGGUGCUGGCCGAGCAUGCCUGUAGGGAAGACAGAGAAACCGUCCUGCAGCUAUUACAGAGCCUUUCUGGGACCAAGCGCUUUGGACUCAAUGUGGCUCUCCUGAGCCAGGUGGAGAAGGAUAGCUGCAGGGACUUGUUUGGGAAACUACAGAGCAUGGGCAGGAAUUGUGGUGCUGAUGGCCUUCCUGAGGGCACAGCUGAUCCAGCUGCUUUGCAGGAAGAGGAGAAUGAGGCUGAGAGAGAAACCCAUCUGAGGGGGGCUGGCCAGCGAAAGGAGGCAGACGACAGACUAAUUAAAGAGCUGGUGAAAUGUUACCUUGUUAGCUGA